AGUCAAGCUGAAGUGGAAACGAGACCAAGGUCUUACUCUACUGUUGGACUUAUGAAAUCCAGUCCUGGCAACAUGGAGAGGAUAGUCAUCUGUCUAAUGGUCAUCUUCUUGGGGACGUUGGUCCAUAAAUCCAGCUCCCAAGAUCAAGAUCGCCUCAUGAUUAGAAUGCGUCAACUUAUAGAUAUUGUUGAUCAGCUGAAAAAUUAUGUGAAUGUCUUGGACACUGAAUUUCUGCCAUCUCCACAAGAUGUAAAGAGACAUUGUGAAUGGUCAGCUUUUUCAUGUUUUCAGAAGGCCCGACUAAAGUCAGCAAAUACAGGAGACAAUGAAAAGAUAAUCAGUGUAUUAAUUAAACAGCUGAAGAGGAAACUACCUCUCACAAACGCAGGGAGAAGACAGAAACACAAACUAUUAGAUGCCACAGUAACCUUCACUCCAAGAAAAGGUUACAUCGAAGUGCUGCCAGAGCAAGCUCGUUCAUUCCAAGCUGCCUUCCUUGACCAAGGGGCAGAAAAAUUCACCGUCAAUAUUCCCAAGAGCAUCUUAAGACAGGGUGGCAGUCUGCUCUUGGUUCUUGGUGUGCUCUUGGCUGAAGAAUGA
Messenger RNA from Propithecus coquereli (Coquerel's sifaka), 600 nucleotides. RefSeq names its product interleukin 21 (gene IL21). Gene Ontology annotation, biological process: immune response; positive regulation of natural killer cell mediated cytotoxicity. NCBI's taxonomy places the organism in Eukaryota, Metazoa, Chordata, Mammalia, Primates, Indriidae. Gene Ontology annotation, cellular component: extracellular region. Gene Ontology annotation, molecular function: cytokine receptor binding. The record is from RefSeq and is a predicted model, not a curated record. The coding region runs from base 52 to 600 and encodes 182 amino acids. The transcript is spliced from 5 exons.